AAGCCCCCCACCCCUCCCACCAAGCGAAGCCGAGCCGCCGCUGGAGAGACAGCGGAGUUGGUCCCGUCUCUGCCCCUUAGCGAGCAAAUCCCGCUGAAAGGCCGCUGCGGGAAGAUGGCGACGGACAAACAGAAGCACGAAGGAAGAGUUAAAAUAGGACAUUACAUUCUUGGAGACACCCUCGGAGUGGGGACGUUUGGAAAGGUUAAAGUGGGCCAACAUGAACUUACCAAGCAUCAAGUGGCGGUGAAAAUCCUGAACAGGCAGAAGAUUCGCAGCUUGGACGUGGUGGGAAAGAUUCGGCGAGAGAUCCAGAACCUCAAACUUUUCAGGCACCCUCACAUAAUUAAACUGUAUCAGGUUAUUAGCACCCCCACAGAUAUCUUUAUGGUGAUGGAGUACGUCUCAGGGGGCGAACUCUUCGAUUACAUCUGCAAGAAUGGAAAGUUGGAUGAAAAAGAGAGCCGUCGGCUGUUCCAGCAGAUCAUCUCAGCUGUGGAUUACUGCCACAGACACAUGGUGGUUCACCGAGACCUCAAGCCCGAAAAUGUGCUGCUAGAUGCACACAUGAAUGCAAAGAUUGCAGAUUUUGGUUUAUCAAACAUGAUGUCAGACGGAGAGUUCCUCAGGACAAGCUGUGGCUCUCCGAACUAUGCUGCUCCUGAGGUCAUUUCAGGAAGGUUAUAUGCAGGUCCAGAGGUGGACAUCUGGAGUAGUGGUGUCAUUCUCUAUGCCUUGUUGUGUGGGACGCUCCCCUUUGACGAUGACCAUGUGCCAACUCUCUUCAAAAAGAUUUGCGAUGGAAUCUUUUUCACCCCGCAGUAUCUGAACCCCUCAGUAGUAAGCCUUCUCAAACACAUGCUGCAGGUGGACCCGAUGAAAAGAGCCACCAUCAAAGAGAUCCGGGAGGACGAUUGGUUUAAACAAGAUCUACCCAAGUACUUGUUCCCUGAGGACCCCUCCUACAGCAACAACAUGAUAGAUGACGAGGCCCUGAAGGAGGUCUGUGAGAAGUUCGAGUGCACAGAGGAGGAGGUUCUGUCCUGCUUAUACAGCCGCAACCAUCAGGAUCCAUUAGCUGUGGCUUACCAUCUCAUCAUUGACAAUCGGCGCAUCAUGAGCGAAGCCAAGGAUUUCUACCUGGCGUCCAGCCCUCCCGACUCCUUCUUGGACGACCAGCACCUGACUUCCUCCGCCGCAGCCGUGGCUGGCGUUUUAAAGCCCCACCCCGAGCGGGUACCCUUCCUCGUGGCGGAAACUCCGCCCAGGCCCCGCCACACCCUGGACGAACUGAACCCCCAGAAGUCCAAGCACCAGGGCGUCCGGAGAGCCAAGUGGCACCUGGGGAUCCGUAGUCAGAGCCGACCCAAUGACAUCAUGUCGGAAGUGUGCCGCGCCAUGAAACAGCUGGAUUAUGAGUGGAAGGUUGUGAACCCAUAUUACCUGCGUGUGAGAAGGAAGAACCCCGUCACAGGGAUGCUAACCAAGAUGAGUCUUCAACUCUACCAAGUGGACAGCAGAACCUACCUCCUCGACUUCCGUAGCAUAGACGAUGAAAUUUUGGAGACAAAGUCUGGGACUGCAACCCCCCUCCGCUCUGGAUCUGUGGGCAACCACCGCAACACUACAAAGAACGAUGCAGAAGGAGCAGAUGUUCCGGCAACAUCUGCCGCCGCGCUACCACCUAAGACCGCCGAGGGCUCCUUAGCUUCAUCCCUGACCUCGUCCAUCGACUCGACGGCGGGGGACAGCAUGUCUGUCCCCCGACCGGGAAGCCACACCAUCGAGUUCUUUGAGAUGUGCGCAAAUCUUAUUAAACUACUUGCACGAUAGCUUGCAGAACAAUCAUAGCUAGCCUUUUCUCCUCUCUGAGUGUCUUUAUAGCAAUAAGCAUGCAGCCGAUUCAUGGCUCAGCUCAUCCUGGCUGAGGAUGAGGUGACUCCUCCAAGGCACCGAUGCAGGUUGGUGUUCCCUAAGCUUAAAGGGAUGUAGGAGGAGUUUUUCUUAAAGGUAAGGGGGAAAGAAUAACAAGAUACUAAACUGCAUAGGACACAAAAACACCAAUUAUCCUAAGGUCUUACAGUUUUUGGAUCAAUUCAGACCUAGAUGUCCACAUCCCAUCUCUAAAAACAUGCGGAAGUGACGACACUGAACGUUGUGUACUGUUGCCAGGGAGCAAGAUCACAUUUAUGCCUGCAAAGAAGAAAGUCAGUUGCUGGGGCUGGAUGGUUGAGCGGCAGUCAAAAGGAUGCAGGAAGCACUUUUGCACAAGUUUUUGUUCUUACUUGCUGCUCGUGUUUAUUUUUCCUCUCAGUGCGUCUCAGAAAUGGUGCGGGUGUUCCAGGGCGUCGCUUUCAAACGGCGCCCGUCAUUUUCAUCGGACUCUGAAGAAGUGCAGCGUUUUUCUGCUGCGUGUCAGGGACAAAAAAAAAAAAAAGAAUGCUUCAUCUUUUUUAUGUUUUUUUUUUUUCUUUUGUCGAUCUUAAAUGGCAAAAACUAAAUGUUCAUGUUUUGUCCUUGUUGUAGACAAUUGUUUGAAUUUCUCUGUCCCCCACAUUUUUAUAUAUAUAUAAAGACAUGAAUAUAUUUAUCAAUGCAUUAGGUAGAUUGAGUGUUGGUUCUAAAAAGAUUUAAUUUUUUUUUCUUUCUUGUAUUAUAAGCUCUAUUGCUGGAUGGUAAAAAUAUCUAUUUACCUUUUUUUUUCUACUGUUUUUAGUCAAUUUACAAUUUUGCUUUUCCUCAAUCACAACUAUUGUGACACUUGAUUGUCUUUCAAGAGAAUUAUAGUUGAUUUCCAUUUAGGAGGUGUCAUAACACAAGAGACCUAAUCCAGAUGUGCAUCUUUUUUUAAUUUUUGUUUGGGGUGCCUCACUCUAAAGGACCGGUUCAUUUCUACCUUUUUGUUGUCAUUCCUUAAUUACAUUGGAAUACAGUGACUGAGUGAAAAUGCCUUUUGCUGACAUUUACUUCACAAAUGCCAAUCUGUCCCCUGAAAGCCUCAUUGGGGGGGCUUUUCUAUUUUCAAGCUGACUAGUGAUCCGAGUGCAGGCAGAAAAAUACAUCCAUGACUUUUCCACCUUUGAACAUAUUCUGAUUGUUCACGCAUUCCUCUGAAGGCUGACCUUAAUUAAAGAUUUACCCAUGCUUGUAACCUGAACUUGACCUCUGAGUUUGGCAUUGGCAGGUGCUGUUAAAAUGAUAGAAGCAAAGCACACAAACCCAUUAAGAUUCUUAUCCAGCGCCAAUUCUUAGUUUGCUUUUAUUAUUAUUAUUAUUUUUAAAUUCUCAUUCUGUUUUCUGUCUCCAGUCUUACAGGUUUAAGUGAUGUCUGGCUGCCUUAUCAUUAUAAGUACUGUUUCAUCACUUUUCAAGUCUAAAUUUAAUUGCUGGUUGGGAUUUUGCAGUUUUAAGAGUCCUCCACUUCUCUUGUUAGUGGAACUUUAGAAGCCAUGUUAGGAAUGGAUUUUUUUUUCUGGUUAAAGCACUCGGCAUUUACAGGAAUGAAAGAGGGAAGUCCUGACUGCAAUCAAAGCAACACUUUGCCAAACUAUGGAAGACGACUGCAACGGCGAGCAGGUUUUAUUAUGAAACACCAAAGCCAAUUGACAGUAUGAGUUAAAUUAGUUUCUCUAGUUUUAAAGUUCCCUGUAAUGAACCUGGUUUUAAAAGAACUUUGCACAGUCAAAAAUCAAACAAGUGACGUUUGAUCUUUCUAUUAAGAAGUCUCAGCAUUUAAAGUUUACAGUGUUUAGGACUCCCAUCAGGAUUAAAGAUUAUUUUUCAGAGGUUUCAUUCAAUGAAAACUAGCUUAGAGUGGCUGUAUUUGUAAUCACUUCUCUUGUGUCUUGCAAAGAAGUGUAGACUGAAGUCUUUAGUUAAUAUUUAGUCUUUUAUGUUGAAAUCCUAUAAAUAACAUGAAUCUAAAAAGACUGUUUUGGAAAAAUGAUAAACUUAACAUUCAUGUUGGUUUAGAAGGGCAGAUAUGAAAUCAUUGGUAAAGUGUGUCUUGGAAUAUGUGGUGUUUUUUUAUUUUUUCAAGAGAGAUGAAUGUGUGCAAAAAAGUAUUUUUUGCAAGCUUAUGGAAAAGUGCCCUGAUAGACUUUUCAGUUUAGUCUAUUCUUGAACUGCUUUAAAGAAACCUUUUUUUUUUUUGGUGUGUGUUUUGUUUGAUGUGAAAGCAGAUCAUACCAGAUUGAUCCGUGUAAAUUUGAAUGAAUAUUGUUGAAUCAUUUGUAUACACAACUGCCUAAUAAACUGCUGAACUGCA
Messenger RNA from Oryzias latipes (Japanese medaka), 4267 nucleotides. RefSeq names its product protein kinase, AMP-activated, alpha 1 catalytic subunit (gene prkaa1). Gene Ontology annotation, cellular component: cytoplasm. NCBI's taxonomy places the organism in Eukaryota, Metazoa, Chordata, Actinopteri, Beloniformes, Adrianichthyidae. Gene Ontology annotation, biological process: intracellular signal transduction; protein phosphorylation. Gene Ontology annotation, molecular function: ATP binding; AMP-activated protein kinase activity. The record is from RefSeq and is a predicted model, not a curated record.